This is a messenger RNA of Nycticebus coucang (slow loris), 1292 nucleotides long. RefSeq names its product solute carrier family 25 member 2 (gene SLC25A2). Bases 86 to 991 code for a protein of 301 amino acids. Gene Ontology annotation, molecular function: L-ornithine transmembrane transporter activity. NCBI's taxonomy places the organism in Eukaryota, Metazoa, Chordata, Mammalia, Primates, Lorisidae. The transcript has a single exon. Gene Ontology annotation, biological process: mitochondrial L-ornithine transmembrane transport. The record is from RefSeq and is a predicted model, not a curated record.
UCCGCUGCUGGACACGAAAAGCCCGUCCUACACUUCGAAGAAUUAGUUGCCCUCCACUGAGCCUAGCAGACACUACUGGGCGAACAUGAAGUCCGGUCCUGGCAUCCAAGCCGCCAUCGACCUCACAGCCGGGGCCGCAGGGGGCACCGCGUGUGUACUGACCGGGCAGCCCUUCGACACAAUGAAAGUGAAGUUGCAGACGUUCCCCGACCUAUACAAGGGUCUCACCGACUGCUUCCUGAAGACGUACAAGCAAGUGGGUUUCCGGGGCUUCUACAAGGGAACCGGCCCAGCGCUGAUGGCCUACGUCUCUGAAAACUCUGUCCUCUUCAUGUGCUACGGCUUCUGCCAACAGUUCGUCAGGGAAGUGGUUGGACUGGACAAGCAGGCACAGCUGAAUGACCUGCAGACUGCAGUUGCCGGGUCCUUGGCUUCUGCUUUUGCUGCGCUGGCCCUCUGCCCCACUGAGCUCGUGAAGUGCCGCCUACAGACUAUGUAUGAAAUGGAAAUGUCAGGAAAGAUAGCAAAAAGCCAUAAUACAAUUUGGUCUGUCGUGAAAAGUAUCCUUAGAAAAGAUGGCCUUUUAGGCUUCUACCACGGACUCUCCAGUACUCUACUUCAAGAAGUACCAGGCUAUUUCUUCUUCUUUGGUGGCUAUGAACUGAGCCGAUCAUACUUUGCAUCAGGAAGAUCAAAAGAUGAACUAGGUCCUGCCCAUUUGAUGAUAAGUGGUGGAGUUGCUGGAAUUUCCCUCUGGCUUGUUGUGUUCCCAGUGGAUUGUAUUAAAUCCAGAAUUCAGGUUCUUUCCAUGCUUGGAAAACAGGCAGGAUUUAUAAGGACUCUUUCAAGUGUUGUGAGAAAUGAAGGAAUAGCAGCCUUAUAUUCUGGACUGACAGCUACUAUGGUUCGAGCAUUCCCUGCCAAUGGGACACUAUUUUUGGUCUAUGAGUAUAGCAGGAAGAUGAUGAUGAGCCAGCUGGAAGCAUACUGAAGUCUUCUGGUGAACCCAGAUCCAAGGACAGGAAUUUAAGGACUACAAUUCAUUUCAUGGUUCACAGAGUACCACACCAAUGUGGAAUUAUUUUUUACUUCAUGAGAAAUUUGGUUUCAUCUUCUUUUUCUACUCUAAAUCUUAAACUUCAUGGAAAGACCUCUUGUCUUACAUUAUGUAAUUUCUGCCCAUAAUUGUAUCAAAAUAGAAAAGUUACUGCUUUUGCUUUUGGUAAAAUAUAUAGGGUGAGCUGGUUGGCCCUAUGUACAUAAUCUGGAAGACUAAAUAUAGUUCUAUCAGG